Lolium perenne is the source of this 1280-nucleotide messenger RNA. The record is from RefSeq and is a predicted model, not a curated record. NCBI's taxonomy places the organism in Eukaryota, Viridiplantae, Streptophyta, Magnoliopsida, Poales, Poaceae.
ACUUUAAUAUUUCGUUGCACAGACCAGCAACUUCAGAACUCAUCGGUUGUAAAGAGAUCAGGUACGUAUUCAUCUGGUAGCACGUUUUCAUCUAAACUGCCGCGCUCCCUUCGCUGGACCACCACAAGAGCGGACCUUUCCUUUUCCCUGCAUCCCGCUCUCUCCCCAGGCGGCGGCGGUCCGAUGUGGCCGCCCGGAGGCGACGCCGGUGGGGACGUCUGGCCGGCGACGGGAGUGGAUCAACGAGAUCGAGCCGCUCUAGGACGGAAUCGGCUCGAGCCCUGUCCACUUCCCUUCUUCGCAGGCGACGGGGACGCGAGCGGCAGCGGCCCGAUGUGGCCAGCAGGAGGAGAUGGCGGCGGCGACUCCCGGCCGGAGAUAGGAGCAGCUCCAAGUGGUCGAGUUGAUCUGGUGCACGACCGACUUGUUCCUGGUCUCCAUCAUUUCUUCCCAGUCAAUGGUAGCUCGUUAGGAGGACCCGUCGGAGGCUGUAGCGGCUGGCCGGCGGCAGGGACGCGAACAAUGGAAUCCGACGACUUGGAGCCAUUCACUCGGCUGGAUGAUGAGGCUUGGAUGGGGAAAUAGCUCCACACUAUGUUGAGAAGCUUGAGAUAGAGAAGAGAGCUUCCAGGUGGUACGAAUCAGUAGCUUCUACAAAUGUGUUGUGGCAGGUUUCAGGUAGUGACCACAAGAACUUUGCUGUUGAUCAAGAGAAAAAAACUUGUGGCUGUUUCAAAAGGCAAUUCACAGGAAUGCCUUGCAAACAUGCAAUCGCUGCUAUUUAUGCGAGGCACCAUGACCACCCGGAAGACCAUGUUUCAGAGUUUUUCAAGAAGACGUGCUAUCAAAAGGCAUAUCAAGAUGUAAUAUUCCUAGUGUCAGGGUAGCAUGACUGGACAAAAACUGAUACUCCAGACAUAGAUCCUCCAGUUUUCACUAUGCAGCCCGGAAGGAAAAAAAAGAAAAGGAGAUUGGGUCCAGCUUCAGGACACGCACCAUGGAUUCCCCACCAAGACAAGCUGUUCCAACAUAUGCACCUCCACAGGGACAACAAACGGGAGGGGGUAUCUAAACUCCAGAUUGUAUAGUUACUUCACUGCAGGUCUUGAUGCCGAGAAUCGGCAAGAAGAAGAAUGAUGUGUAAUGCUAGGCUUAGUGGCCAAGCAUAGUCCUUUUUUGGAUGCAUGUGCGAAGAGACGCAAAUUUUGUAAAUAUUUCUAUGAGCCAUGAUGGUGAUCCAAAUGAUGAUCAUAUUAUUGUUGUCAGCUUUGAUGCUACAA